This is a messenger RNA of Aspergillus piperis CBS 112811, 510 nucleotides long. RefSeq lists its product as uncharacterized. The record is from RefSeq and is a predicted model, not a curated record. Bases 1 to 510 code for a protein of 169 amino acids. The transcript has 2 exons. NCBI's taxonomy places the organism in Eukaryota, Fungi, Ascomycota, Eurotiomycetes, Eurotiales, Aspergillaceae.
AUGGCUGACGCGGGACGUGAACUACAACGACUCACCAGAAACAUAAUGCACGCUAAACGAAAUAUAAAGCGCUGGGAAUCGGAGCAUGAGGAACUUAUCGCCCGUUUCUAUAAUUCCAAAGGAAAGGUAAUUGUGCCACCAGGAGUGGAUGAGAAGACCAAUGUGACCGCUUAUCAUGGCGAGAGUAGUGGUGAAGGCUCGAAGUUCGAGGGUGGUAAAAAUAUGCCUGAGCAGACUCCACCAAUCUCCGAGAGCGGCGAGGUCCCGAGAGAGGGUAAAAUGGACGUGGAUGAGGACGUACAAUGUGAGAAAGCCAAUGUUGUUGUUGGCAAUGCUGAUGGUCGCUUACAGGAGGUAGCUACGACUGCUACCGCCGGUUGCGACGAUCAGCUUCUUCCCGAUUCUGGGGACGUUGGGUGUUUGGACGAUUUGAUGGACUUGUCGGAUGAACUGAAGGGGGAAGAGGAUUGCUUAGGUAGAGCACUUGGGUCGCUCAAAAUUCAUGUUUAG